AUGCUUUCAAGAAACCUGAGACUCAAGGAGUCAUUACCUUGGGUUAGCUCGACGCUAUUCUGCGUAAAACGUCGCUUCCUGGCACAAGUUGUCAAUGUGCCGAACAUACCUACUGAAGAUGACAAGCCCUUUGACGUCCCGAUAUCAGAAGACAGCUUCGAGACGUAUCAUUUUGACCAUCCCCCAUACACAGUAGGAACCACAAAAAGGCAGCUCAAGGACCUGUACCGAGACAUGCUUAUGAUAAGACGAAUGGAACUAGCCGCUGACAAGCUUUACAAGGAAAAGAAGAUUCGUGGAUUCUGUCAUUUGUCAACUGGCCAAGAGGCAGUCGCUGUUGGCAUUGAAAAUGGCAUCAGCAAAGAAGAUAAAUUAAUAACGGCAUACCGCUCUCAUGGAUUCACAUUUACGCGAGGGGCGAGUAUCAAGUCUAUUAUUGGCGAACUACUUGGACGACAGGAUGGCAUAUCCCACGGCAAAGGAGGCUCUAUGCACAUGUUCUGCGAAAGCUUCUUUGGGGGUAAUGGCAUCGUGGGAGCUCAUGUACCAGUCGGCGCUGGAAUAGCAUUUGCUCAACAGUACAAUGACAGCGAUAAUGUCACGAUUGAUGUGUAUGGUGACGGAGCAGCAAACCAAGGUCAAGUCCAUGAGGCUUUUAACAUGGCGAAAUUGUGGAAUCUGCCUGUUUUGUUUGGGUGCGAGAAUAAUCAGUACGGCAUGGGAACCUCCGCUGAAAGAGCGUCUGCAAUGACUGACUACUAUAAACGUGGUUUAUACAUUCCUGGAUUAAGAGUGAACGGUAUGGACGUCCUGGCAGUAAUGGCAGCAGUAAAGCACGGCAAGGAGUUCAUUCGGGCUGGAAAUGGGCCCUUGGUCUAUGAGUUUGUAACAUAUCGGUACGCCGGGCACUCAAUGAGUGAUCCUGGAGUCGCAUACCGGACUCGCGAAGAGUUAAAGGCGGAGCGUGCGAAGGACCCAGUUUCGACCUUCCGGGGAAAGCUGAUAGAUUGGGGCGUCCUCACGGAGGACGAAGCAAAAACAAUCGAUAAGAACGUGAGAGAAAAGGUAAAUCAUGAGGUGGCAGAAGCUGAGAAGAUGCCAGAACCUGAGCCGAGACUGGAUGUUUUAUUUCAAGAUAUUUACGUCCGGGGAAGUGAGCCUGGCCAGCGCCGAGGACCUCUCGCGACUCCGGCACGAUGCACUGCCGACUUUUCUCUGAUUCCGAUUGGAACUCAGAACGCUUCUUUCUCUCAACAGAUCGCGGAUAUCCAGCGGUUGUUGACGCAGGCCAGUCAGCAGACAGGUCUGAAGUACCAGUUGAAUCCCACAGGAACCACAGUUGAGGGGCCGUGGGAUCAAGUCGUUCAGGUGAUUGGUUUUGCCCACACGUUGAUUCAUCAGGAAGGCGUCCCCAGGAUUCAGACGGAUAUUCGUAUCACGACCAGUGACACGCAGUCGUUGACUGCGAGUGUAACUGACUAUCCCACCGAGAACGGAAGACGAUACCACAAAUACCAUGAGGGAUCAUACGUUUACCCGAACGAUGAGCAGGAAUUGGAUCGAUUAGACAUGCAGCACCAUAUGAUCAAAUUGGUCAACGAUGGACGACUGUUCUUCGCCCCCAUACAUAGCCCUAAACGAAUCCUCGAUAUCGGUACUGGAUCUGGCAUAUGGCCCAUAGAAAUGGCAUCUAUCUUCCCCGAAGCCGAAAUCACAGGCACUGAUCUGUCGCCUGUUCAACCGACUGAGGUUCCCGAUAACGUUCACUUUCUCGUCGACGAUGCCACCGAAGAAGACUGGUUAUGGGACGCAGACCACUUCGACUUGAUUCACACAGCCCACAUGAUUGGUUCAUUCCCAUCCUUCAAAGAUGUCUUGCGCAAGGGAUUCAAGCAUCUCAAACCUGGCGGUUAUAUGGAGUGCCACGAAUUCGACCCUAAGCUGAAAUGUGACGAUGGUACCAUGCCUCCCGAGAAUCCCGAUGGCUUCUGUGAAUAUGCUUUGCAUGAUUGGGUCGAUCUCAAUGUGCGCUCAAGCCAAGUUGCAGAUCCCCCAAGACAAUUUCGCAUCGCUCAUCGUAUUGCUCGCUGGAUGAAAGAAGUCGGCUUCGUGGACGUUCAGGAACGCAUCUCCAAGGUUCCGACCAACCCAUGGUCUGAUGAUCCGCACCUGCGUACCAUAGGCACUUGGAAUGAGACGAAUUGGCUAGAGGCUCUGUCCGGAUGGUCCUACAAACCUCUUCUUGCACUGGGGUGGUCGAAGCCGGAGAUUGAAGUUUUUCUGGUUAAUGUGCGAAGAAGCAUUCAGAAUCGUGAUGUCCAUAGCUACAUGGACUUCUAUGUCGUAACAGGUGGACACAGCUCAAUUGCACUCGAAUGCCCCCGUUGCCUCAUGUCUCUCGGCAGACAUGCCUAUCGGCAUGCAAUACAGCCAUCUUCCACACAUCUCAUUGACUACGUGUGGAUUAGCGAAGAACUGCUCGCAUCAACCUUCCGACGAUUCGCAACCAGUCAACGACGCUACGAAAGUCGAGUGCCAGGGCCUUUGGAAGCAAGAAGACGUCUGGCCAAGCGACGAAAUACUGCAUUGGCCGGUAUAGCCGGUUCGGGACCUCUAGAAGACAUUGCAUGUUUGUUUGGACGAAAUGGGCGGGAGCACAUGAAAUGGACGGACCGGCAGGAACGAGAUGUUCACCCGGAGGCCCAUGAAGGUUCGCCUCUCUAUCCAUUGAGCCCUCCAGAGCCUCCUUUGCCGUUCUACAGCGAAAACAUUGACCCGAGCGAGUUCAACACAUUGAGUGGUCUACCGGGGUUCCCGGAUGCGGCACACAGGGUUUCUCGUGGUCAAGCUUUAGAAGAAUUUCUGAAAUCGCGACCAUCAGUCACAGCUAUCGGGAUCUUCAUGCGCCAACUCAAUUUCGAUCUCCAGCGGGAGCCUGCCUACAGCCGCCUGAUACUUAAACACCUGCUGCCGCGAUCAGUCUACAACGAAGUCGCCAUGAAGAAGGUUGUCGAGUUCCUCGAUGAUCCGUAUCUGAAUACAAGAGGCGCUGGAAAUUAUCUGUGCGCUCUCAAGCAUAUUCUAUCAACAGCAGCGAUUUUCGGGAAACAGCGGGUGUUCGACGCUGUUAUUCGAUCCUUGGAGCUAGGACUCUUACAUCCCAAUGAGCUUCAAGAUAUCAUAAAGACUAUAUCAAAUGUCAAACUCAAACGAUCUCAUGAGUUCACAGCGCGGAACUCCAGGUUCCUGAUUAGGUUUCAUCGGGAGAUGUGGGACGCCAUCGGACGUUGUGAUAUCUAUCGACACAAGGAUCUUGGCAAAGAUCUAGUUGAUACAUGGCUAAGCAUUCUUUGCGAAAGAAAAACCUAUGACGAUGUCAUACUGGCGAAGGACAUGAUCCUGGCGACCCAAGAUCCUACUUCAUCUGACUCUCAAUGGGUGCCGAUGUUGAUUGCACGCUGGUUAAAAAUUUCGGCGGAAUCACGGCAUAGCACCAACCGGCAUUAUCUCAAGGAGCUCUUGGGUUAUUUCCAUCCAACUGCCACAUCCAAAUUUAUCAUCCGCACAACAGAGUAUCUGGUGUCUACGAAGACGGACUGCUUGCUUGAGUGGCAGCGCCGCUUGUCCGAGCUUGACAAGCUAACAAGUGUUGUCUCUUCACAGACAUGGGUUGAUGUGCGCGCGCAGCAUACUACCGAGUCAUUGGGAUCUACGCAAGAGACGAAAUCGACACUAUCAUUCAGACACCAAAUUAUCUUGCGCAUUUGGACGCUGCGGAGUCUUAGCAAAUAUCUCCCUCAGGGUCCGCUUUGGAGAAGAGAUCCGAGGGUGACUGACUCGCAUAUAACUCAUCUCUUCACAAUUUACGAAUCUACUCUCUACAAGGGCGGCUACGAGGACCUCUUAAGCAGCUUGAUGAAGGAAAUUCACGCACUUGGCAUACCAUCUAACGGCCUGCUGAUGUCGGUCGUGGAAUUGAAGGCAGCAAAGCGCAUGACGCGAACUCAAAGACGGACGUUGGAGAAACUCGAGACCACAAAAGUGUCUUUCGCGGAGAUGUUCUCAGAUAUUCAUGCUUACAACGCAACAAACACUCAUUUUUUUUCCACCUAUGAGAAGAUGGCACGGCAGAUCGAUAUCACCGACCCUUCUUUCGUGAAACAUGCGAUUGAGACCGCCAGGGACGGGAACAUACAAAGAAUCUGGACGCUGAUCCGUUUGUUCCGUUGUCACACCCCCCUCAAGAUCGCGAUAUCGAGCUUUUGGCCGCCUGUCCCCGACCCCUCGGAGAAAGCUCUUGUGCGCUACAACCCAGAGCCAAGAACCGCGCUCUGUCCAGACCCUCAUUUGGCCGUAGAGAUGAUCCACCUCUUUGCUGUUUCUCUCGCAUGUUCAAGGAACAUCAGCCCGCGCCGUGCCUUCACGCUUGUCCACUGGCUCUACGAUUUUCUGAUGUCCCACAACGCGCACGUGAAACCGUCACUUGUACGCGCUAUGUAUCAUGCUGGUGUGCUGCGUUUCCGAAGAGCAGGGUUGAACGUUGCGCCGACUCAGUAUGCCUACAUCCUUGACCGCGUGAAAGAAAUCGAGACGCCGGAGAUGGUGCAAGCCCUUAUGGAGCCGCCGCGCGUGGGAGAAAGCAGGAAGCGAUCAGACUCGGUCUGA
Molecule: messenger RNA, 4665 nt
Organism: Aspergillus thermomutatus
Lineage: Eukaryota; Fungi; Ascomycota; Eurotiomycetes; Eurotiales; Aspergillaceae
Exons: 12
Coding region: 1-4665 (1554 amino acids)
Biological process (GO): pyruvate decarboxylation to acetyl-CoA
Cellular component (GO): intracellular membrane-bounded organelle
Molecular function (GO): pyruvate dehydrogenase (acetyl-transferring) activity
Source: RefSeq, a predicted model, not a curated record